AUGGGGAAGACAAGCAAAUGGAUUAGGAAUCUUUUGAAAGGGAUGAAAGGCAAAGAAAAAGAGAAGGAAGAUUGUGGAAAUGGAACAGAAAAUCCAACUACUCCAAACUCAGGGACGCCGAAGGAGAAGAGAAGAUGGAGUUUCAGAAGAUUAUCAGCUUCCAAGGAAGUUCAUGUUGCAGAAUCAAGUGUCACUUCUUCAGUGAAUUUACAAACUGUCAUGGAUUCGCAGAAUUAUCAGAGGAAGCAUGUCAUGGAUGUUGCUGCUGCUGAUGGUGUGGUCUUCUUGAGUUCUUGUUCCAAUGGAGGAACUAGAAAGAGUAUUGAAGUGGCUUCUGCUAUUAAAAUUCAAUCUGUCUUUAGAUCUUACUUGGCGAGAAAGGCAUUGUGUGCUCUUAGAGGAAUAGUGAAGCUGCAAGCACUAGUAAGAGGUCAUUUAGUGAGAAAACAAGCAACUGAAACACUAAGAUGUAUGCAAGCUUUGGUCUUAGCACAAGCAAGAGCCUGUGCUCAAAGGGCUAGAAUGUUAUCAGAAGAAAAGGCUAAUCAAAAGCAUGCAACCUACAGAAAUGCCACAGAGGAGAGCUUAUUCAUGCAAAUGUAUAAUGAAAUGGAAAGAGGGUUAGAAGAGAAUAUAAAGACAGUAGAGAUGGAUGUUUGUGAAUCCAAAGGUAACUUAAGAAACAGAAACAACACUACAAAUCAUGAACACCAUGGAUUCUCUGAACAUAGACAUUCAGCAUAUUAUUCACCAAAUGCUUCAUACUCAAAGAAAGAAAACUACAAAGUAUCACCUACACCAUCCGCACGAACCGAUUCAAGUCCAAAAGCAUGCAGUGGAUAUUUCGAGGACGGUUACUUCAGUACAGCACAGAACAGUCCCUAUUAUUACUCAGCAGUUUCAAGAGCAGAUGAUUCAAAGCUUCCUUUCUCUUUCACUAGACAAUCCUAUGAAGAAUCCAUGUCCAAUGAGUAUCCAUUAUUUCCAAAUUACAUGGCUAACACAGAAUCAUCAAGAGCUAAAGUAAGAUCACAGAGUGCACCGAAACAAAGGCCGGACUCGUACGAAAGGCAACCGAGUCGGCGAAGAGCAUCUGUGGAAGGAAGAAAUGUUCCAAGGCCAGUGAGGAUGUUGAGAUCAUCUUCACAUGUUGGUUCCACUGCACAAAACUAUCAAUAUCCAUGGUCUGUAAAGCUUGAUAAGUCCUCGUCCUCACUCAAUGACAAUGAGUGUGGCUCUACAAGUACAGUACUAACAAACUCUAACUAUUGCAGAUCUCUUGUUUCAUAUAAUCCUCAUGGACCAAGCUACCGAUAA
Vicia faba (fava bean) is the source of this 1317-nucleotide messenger RNA. The record is from the annotation of a GenBank genome assembly. NCBI's taxonomy places the organism in Eukaryota, Viridiplantae, Streptophyta, Magnoliopsida, Fabales, Fabaceae.